Molecule: messenger RNA, 1918 nt
Organism: Drosophila willistoni
Lineage: Eukaryota; Metazoa; Arthropoda; Insecta; Diptera; Drosophilidae
Exons: 1
Coding region: 341-1162 (273 amino acids)
Source: RefSeq, a predicted model, not a curated record
CACAAACACAGUGCAUUUCUAUUUGAAGAUCGAUUGAUCUGUGAUCGAUUGUUUGUGUUGUUGCUGUUGUUGUCAACGUCAAACGUCCGCGAGGAAAGUUGGUCAAGUGGCUAAAAAAACCAAAAAAAAAAAGUAAAGCAAACAAAAUAAAAACCUAUCUAAUCCACACGCGCCCGCGUUCGUUCAUCUGCACAUGACAAAAACUAAACUAGGCCAAUUGCAAAAAGGUAGACAGGCAGCAGCAUUAAACGGCGGUCAAUCGAUCGGUUCAAGUCGCUGCUAAAGAAAGAUAUAGGUCAAAAGUCAUCAAUCAGAAGAAGGAAGAGACGAGGAGGUGCCAAUGAUGGCAUCCAUACCACAGCCGCCCCGCCCACGCAAAGUGGUGCGUGUGGUGCGCAAGAAAAAACGUGCCAUCAACGAUAAUAGCGAAUCAGAUGGAGCUGUCGAGACAACCACAGGCGGCAAUAGCUCCGGUGGCCAAAAUACAGGACGUCAGAACUCAAUUGAUAGCCAUCGAGGCGGCGGCGGCGGCGGCGGCGACCAGAAGGAGGAUCAACAAAGUCGUCACUACUAUAAUGCCCCGCUUUCCGAAAUUGAGGCUGUGCGACAGGCCCAUGAAGUGGCCACAGCUGCGGCGGCUAGUACCAGUCGACCCUGGACCCCGAUGCCACCACGCAAGCCAUCCGGCAGCGGUGCCGCCGUCAAAGCCAAGGCCAAGGGCAAGACCAAACAGCGAUCAACAGCUGCAGCAGGUGCAGCAGCUGCUGCUGCUGCUGCAACUUCAACGAAAACUAAGGGCAAAGGGCAGGGGGGAGGUAGUGAUUCCAGUGAUUUGGAUAGCAGUGACUCAUCUAGCGAUGAUGAUGACGCCUCCUCUUCCUCCAAUUCUACUUCCUCGACAUCAUCCACCUCUUCGUCGUCCUCUACAAAUGAUAGUUCAUCCUCCACAUCGCCCGCGGUGCCUGCUGCUGCUGCCGCCAAUGGUAAAACCCGUGUUGCCGCCCUGCUUAAUCCAUCUUCUGCUGCCGCUUCUGGUGCUUCAUCCCUGGUGGCAACUUUAAAAAAGACCAAAUUGCAAACCCGUUCAUCGCACGCAAGCACAACAUCCACAUCCUUGGCCAAUAGCGGCAAACAGUAUAAAGAUCCAAGUAAAAUCGCUUAAAAUGUCAUAUGUGUCCUUCUCCUCCUUCCCCACGUCUCUUCUUCAUCGUCAUCGUCGUCGUCGUCAUCGUCAUCAUCAUUGUAGAGUGUCACAUCGUCAUCGUCGUCGUGAUCGUGAUCAAUCGUUAUCCACCCCACCCCCCCUGCUUCACAAGAACCAACCACCCACAAAACAAACCGUCUUCCCCUUCGCCUAGGGUAGGUAAAAUGUAGCAGCACCUGCCAUCGCGCUGCUGCCAUCGUUUGAAAAAUUUGCACUAAUGCCAAGAUUAAUUAUAAAAAAAAGAAGCAAAAAAGAAUUAACAAAUUAGAAUGCAAUUGCUGCUAAAGCGAAGAUCUUUUUGCCAUAUUACGAAAAUAUAUAUAUAUAUACAUACACACACAGAGAACACCCGCAGCACUACCCAGAUUCGAUCCAUUGAAUAUGCAGUCUCAAGGAGAGGAGGAGGAGAUCGAGCAAAAAUCGCCUAAUAAACCGUUUGUUGACAUUGAACCCGCCCCCAUCUGACGUUGGUGGUGGGGUAUUAGUGGGGAGGGGAGGGGAAUACACUCUCUCUCAAAUUCUUAUUGAAUGUCGUCUCCCGCUUGAUCAUUUUGUUGUUGUUGUUGUUUUUACCUGCUACUCCGCUUCUUCUUUCCCGGUAUCCCCCAAUUAUGUGUGUGUGUGUGUGUGAACUAUUUAACUGAUAUGAUGACACUCCUAUUCCUUUCUCUUUCUCUCUUAAAACACAACACAAUGUUGUGUGUGUGUGUGUGU